AUGAGCAAGAAGGCGGCUGUGCCAGAUGCAUGGGAGGACGACUGGACUAACAACCCUGUGACCACGGACAAGCCACCCAGUCCCGCGCCAGCACCCAAACUCACCAAGGCAGAAAAGAGAGCACAGCACCAGGAGUUACAGAAGCAGCUAUGGGACUCGGCUGAGAACCCUACGCGGUCAUAUUGGCUCGAGUCGCAAGGGGUGGUACCUAACAAGCACGAGCUGAAGCCACAAAUGAAGUUACUUAGUCGAAAGCCACAGCCGAUGAUCGCUAAGAGAGACCCAGCAACCGGCAUGGCGGAUCUUACCAUUGACGACGGAGAAGACAGCGAGGAAGAACGAAAGAAGAAGGCGGAAGCGGACUUCGAGGAGCGAAAGCGUAAAGCCCAAGGCGAGCGCGAAGAUAAGUUGCGACGAUAUGCUGAGGCGAGGGAGCGCAUCAUGGGCUCGACCAGCACCAGCACACCUGCCACGGGAUCAAGAGAGAGUUCGCAAGGCCGCGACAAUCGGAAAGCGAGAGGCAGGCCAAGCAGCAACAGGAACAGCCAGCCUACUUCUACAGAUCAAUCGCCUGCCAGGAUAAAUCAACAGACUGCUUCAGGACAACCAUUGUUUGACCCUGAGGAUACGAUGAGACGUAGUCCAAUGCCAAAGCCAAACACCCCAACUCUCAAUGGACCAACAAGACAGCCAAGGGCGCCGCCAUCUGAUCAUGCAAGUCGAGGCGGCUUCGGCUUUGCCGGGCGUGAAGGUCGACCAGCCAUAUCGAAUACUUAA
Recurvomyces mirabilis is the source of this 777-nucleotide messenger RNA. RefSeq lists its product as uncharacterized. The transcript is spliced from 2 exons. NCBI's taxonomy places the organism in Eukaryota, Fungi, Ascomycota, Dothideomycetes, Mycosphaerellales, Teratosphaeriaceae. The record is from RefSeq and is a predicted model, not a curated record. The coding region runs from base 1 to 777 and encodes 258 amino acids.